Linderina pennispora is the source of this 568-nucleotide messenger RNA. RefSeq names its product FKBP-type peptidyl-prolyl cis-trans isomerase Fkh1. Gene Ontology annotation, molecular function: peptidyl-prolyl cis-trans isomerase activity. The record is from RefSeq and is a predicted model, not a curated record. The transcript has 2 exons. Bases 120 to 446 code for a protein of 108 amino acids. Lineage: Eukaryota; Fungi; Kickxellomycota; Kickxellomycetes; Kickxellales; Kickxellaceae.
CCGAUUGCUGUGGGCUGGGCCCGAUUUUCAAACCGCGCCUUGUCUCAGGCUCUUUUCCACAGAGUCUUUCUGAAACCAAUUUUUCUUUUCUUUUCCCAAACUCAAACACUCUUCAAACAAUGGGCGUCCAGCGCGAGACCAUUCAGGCCGGCGACGGCAAGACCUUCCCCAAGCCCGGCGACACCGUCACCAUGCACUACACCGGCACGCUUGCUGAUGGCACCAAGUUUGACUCGUCGCGCGACCGCAACCAGCCGUUUGUGUGCUCGAUCGGCGUCGGACAGCUCAUCAAGGGCUGGGACCAGGGUGUCCCGCAGAUGACCGUUGGCGAGCGCGCCAAGCUCACCAUCACCCCGGACUUUGGCUACGGUGCGCGCGGCGUCCCUGGUGUCAUCCCGCCCAACGCGGACCUGAUUUUCGACGUUGAGCUCAUCCGUAUCAACUAAACAGGCACAUUACUGUCAUUAUCUGCUCUUCAUUGUUGCGCAAAUACAUUGACGUAAUCGGAUAAGGGGAUAGGCUGGCAGGCUUUCCAAAUGAGUGAGGGAAAUGGAUUUAUAUGAUCUGG